UGUCUGACUUUCACACAUGGAAUGUCAACUUCCUGCUCGCUCUGCACGUCUAAGAGCUCCAAUCAGCCUGAAGAAGAGAGGCGACAAAACGGACACACAGUUGCUGCGUAACUUUAACUUUAACCCGUGUGGCAUCAGGGUCGGCCGUUCUGUUUAGUGAUUGGAGACGAGCUGCGCUGAGCCACGGAGGCUUCACCUGCUGAAAUGAUCCUCCUCAAGCUCUGCCAGGAAUCGUGACGGUAGAAAGAAGGAAGAUAAGUGAGACCGCAGCAGAAGAAUGUACGCUCCGCUUUAGGUUUGUUUACAUUUUCUCAUACAACCUGUUCCAGUUCUGCGGACACACAUGGAUUCUGGCCAACACUAUCGCCAGAUUCCUCAAAUUUGGCCGUGAUGCAUUGGCAGAUACGUUCUACUCUGUGGGCUUCAUGAUGAGCGCCUGCCAGCUGUUCUCCAUCCUGGAGCUUUUCCACAUCGCGGACGGGAUCGAGCGAGCCAGACUUCUACCUCGUUUCGUCCAGGUUAUGGAAAAAAACCUGUUGCUGAUUCUGGUCAUCAUGCUGGAGGAGAUCCAGAGUAAACCAGUCAUUUGUGUCCAGUUCCUGUCAUGGAACAUUCUAGACCUCUUAAGAUAUCCACUGGAGCUGCUGCGAAUCAUGGACACCCCCUCGGUAUCCAUGCUGUGGAUCCGCUACACCCUCUGGAUCCCUGUAUACAUCCUGUCAGUGGCCACUGAAGGCGUAACCAUCUACCAGGCCCUGCCAUUGGUUAAUGAGGCAGCACCAAACUCAUUCCACGUUCACCUUCCCUUCAUCCUGCUGAUCUACCUGCCUGUCCUGGCUCUUGGAGCUUCUGUGACCGUAUGGCAGCUGCUGAAGGAGAGGAAGCAUCAGAUGAACAGAUGGAACAAUAAGAAGAAACGAAGAUGACAAAUGAAAUCGCUCACUGAUUUAUUGCAGCUGAAACGCAUGCUAGCCUGAGACACAUCUCUCUCUCUCAGCUCCUGUGGCCUCCGUGCAUCUAAAUUCUGUCGUACGUACGCAUAAAAUUCAGUACAAAAUAAUCCGUACUCAUCAAACGUGCAUACUCCGUACGUACGCAUACUAAGUAAUGACAUCUCGUGCAUGGUUAGCGUUAUUUGCAUUCAGAAACACCUCUAACUGACCAUAUAUGGCAGCAACAAUUCCUUUUAAGGAUUCGGGAAUGGAUUGUUAUGCAUUUAUUGAAAUCGCAGCACAAGGGCGAAGAAUAGGGACGCACUCUUUACUUAUUAUCGUGACAAUCCGAAAUAGCCUGCAAAUUGUAAAUGGAAUUAAUGAAUAAAAGGGCGCUUUAAAUGGAAACUUGGGAGUUCGCAAUCCUCUGGCGAUGGCGUAAAAUCAUGCAAGUUGGAACCAGAGAAAUUAUGGCAUGGCUUUGGUGCGUUUUGUGUCUCGCUCCAACAGGGGUUGUAAAUCAAGGGAAACCAUCAGUACGUUUUUGGUGAAGCCUGCUAAGAUGCUACUGUGUGCUCUUGCUGAACAGAUUAGCAUUACGGUACUCCAAAGUCCACCAAUAGUGCAAGAUAAACCAUGGUACUUCAUCAUUCAUUCGUUCGUUUUCUUUUCAGGUAUUCAUGCCACAACUGCGUUUUGUAGCUUGUCACAGCACAUCAUUUCAAAUGUUUGCGAAAAUUACCGUAAUUUUCGGACUAUAAGGCGCACUUAAGCCUUUAAUUUUCUCAAAAAUCACCUUAUGUAUUACUUCUGGUUGCGCUUACUGAGCUCGAACCGA
This is a messenger RNA of Cynoglossus semilaevis (tongue sole), 1770 nucleotides long. It is a transcript of the gene hacd4, whose product is annotated as 3-hydroxyacyl-CoA dehydratase 4. The coding region runs from base 426 to 926 and encodes 166 amino acids. The record is from RefSeq and is a predicted model, not a curated record. Gene Ontology annotation, molecular function: 3-hydroxyacyl-CoA dehydratase activity. The transcript is spliced from 7 exons. Lineage: Eukaryota; Metazoa; Chordata; Actinopteri; Pleuronectiformes; Cynoglossidae. Gene Ontology annotation, biological process: fatty acid elongation; very long-chain fatty acid biosynthetic process; sphingolipid biosynthetic process. Gene Ontology annotation, cellular component: endoplasmic reticulum membrane.